Zasmidium cellare ATCC 36951 is the source of this 2709-nucleotide messenger RNA. RefSeq lists its product as uncharacterized. NCBI's taxonomy places the organism in Eukaryota, Fungi, Ascomycota, Dothideomycetes, Mycosphaerellales, Mycosphaerellaceae. The record is from RefSeq and is a predicted model, not a curated record. Gene Ontology annotation, biological process: proteolysis. Bases 1 to 2709 code for a protein of 902 amino acids. Gene Ontology annotation, molecular function: calcium-dependent cysteine-type endopeptidase activity. The transcript is spliced from 2 exons.
AUGAGCUCACAUCUACAGGAUCUCGAACAGCUUCGACAGGAUGCCGAUCGACUCGCCGAACGCCUGCCACGCUCUGCUACCAAAGAUGAAGCCCUUGACAUCGCCAUCAAAGCAGCCGAGACUGCAUUCAGCGCCCUCAAACUGGUGAAAGACGCUAAUGAGAAGGCCAGCUAUACAGCCAAAGCGAAGCAGUUGAUGCAAGAUGCCGAAACCAUUAAUCGUAGUAGCGACUGGAGGCAGGCAGUGCAGCAAGCUUCCCAGGUGAGGAUGCUCACAGAGCCCGUCAACUCGCGCGAACUGUCCACCAAAGAGCGCAUUAUCCUACUCAGAGGGGGUUUUCUCAAUGGCGUCAAGUUUCCAGAAUGGACCGGCGCUCCUCCUGCCAGCGAGUUCGAGCUGGAAGACGGUGAGGCAUUGUUUCUCGACGAAGCAUCCGAGCUGCCUCUAUCUGAAUUCCAGCUGGACGUUCUGGAUGAUUGGAAGCGGCCCCAUGAGGCAUUGCCGCCUCCGUCAUGGCCGAAAGAACAGCACGACUCUUCUGGACCAAGCAUGCUGAUUUGCCAAGACACUGACCUCGUACAAGAUGCGGCAACUGACUGUUCGGUUGUUGCGUCGCUUUGUGCUGGGGUCGCCAGGACACAACGCGGCCACCCAAGGAUGAUGCAGGCGGUUCUGUUCCCCUACGAUCUCGCAAGUUCGCGACCAAUCCUGUCAAAGAAUGGAAAAUACAUCGUACGCAUGAACUUCAAUGGUUGCUAUAGAAGAGUCGUCAUCGACGAUAGAAUCCCGACAAGCUCGACAAGCCGAGUGAUCCAUGUUGUUGACAGGAACAAUCCUUCAUUGCUGUGGCCAGCGCUGAUCGAGAAGGCAUACCUCAAGGUCAGAGGGGGCUAUGACUUCCCAGGCAGCAACAGCGCCACCGAUUUGUGGAUAUUGACAGGCUGGAUCCCAGAACAAGUCUUCCUGCAAGAGGAUGACCUUGAGCUGGACCGAUUCUGGAAGCGCAUUUCCAAUGCCUUCUCUUACGGCGAUGUGCUCAUCACCAUGGGAACCGGGAAAAUGUCGAGCGAGACGGAGAAGGCGCUUGGACUUGCUGGCGAGCACGACUACGCUGUGCUGGAUCUACGAGAAGUAGACGGCCAACGAUUACUCCUCAUUAAGAAUCCAUGGGUCGAAGGCACGAGCUGGCGCGGUCGAUUCAAAGGAGCUGCGGGAUCUGACAAGCCUCCCGCAGCUUCAGACUUGAUCCAGCUGGAAGACGAUAGCGAGCCAGUUCAUUCGCCGCGGGAUCUUCUGAAUGUGAAUGAGAAGCUGAAGCCUGGCACUUUCUGGAUGGACCUCGACAAUGUCUUGCAAAACUUCGAGUCGAUGUAUCUGAACUGGAACUCUGGCCUUUUUCGUCAUCGUCAAGAUGUGCACUUCGGUUGGGAUUUGUCUGAAUCCACGAAUGGUAGCGGCAUCAAGAAGAUGAGGGGACCCUCAUUCAGCCUUCAGCACAAUCCUCAAUUCACUGUCACUACGACUAAGAAGAGCGAUAUGUGGAUCCUGCUCUGGCGCCAUUUCCAGAACUCAGUACCAGAGCAUGCAACAUCAGACGAGAUUGAAAGCGGACGCCAUCACAUCGACUUGACUGGACACAUUGCCCUCAUAGCAUUCGCGUCACGCGGCCGCAAAGUUCUACUCUCAGAGAAGUACCUGCAGAAAGGCUGGUUCGUCGAUAGUCCACAGACAUUGCUCAAGCUGGAGGAUUGCGAGCCAAACGUCCCUUAUACGAUAGUGCCGCUCGAACAAGAACUCCCAGCCACCAAUCACGCCUUCACGAUCUCGACAUUCAGCAAUGCACAGAUGAAAGUGGGUGAGGCUUCACCUCGCUAUACGCAUACUUUCCCAAUCACAGGCUCAUGGACCAAGGAGACAGCAGGCGGCAAUGCUCAGCACAUGUCAUAUUGUGACAAUCCACAGUACUCGCUGGUUGUGCCGAACAAGACUAGUAUUUGCUUGCUUCUUGAGAGCUGCAACGAAAAGCUGAAUGUGCACGUCAAGCUACUGCACAGCAACGGCCAAAGAGUAUUCCGCAUCCGAAACCGGGACAUCAUUGUUGACAGCAAAGAAUAUCGUCCAGGAUGCUGCUUGGCCGAAUUUGAGGAUUUGGAACCCGGGCAGUACACCAUCAUCUGCAGCACUUUCGAGCCCCAGCAACUGGAUAGCUUCGCCCUGCAGAUAAUGUCCGCACUUCCUGUCAGGGCGGUACUGCUACCACGGGAGGGUGCUGGCAGAAUUCGUACAGAGCUCAGUACUGUCGCCUUCAAGCAAGGCGAAAGCAAAGUCGCCGCACCGUUGGAACCAGGACGCUUGGUCAACUUGUACGCCAUUGCAAGACAUCUCGACCACCAGCAUGCUGGCAACACAACCACACGACGGUCCAACCACUCUCACAUCCGACUGAGUAUUGAGCUUGGAAGAGGUCCGCAACGUCGAAUCCUCAUUGCAUCGAACAACGGCGAAUACUCAGACAGCGGCGGACCUGUUCGAACAGAUGCAUUCGACUUGGGACCUGACUUUGUCAAGUACGGCUAUCGCGACUGCUGGAUCGUGCUGGAUCGGAUGUAUGUCAGUUCGGAGGCGCAAGAGGAGCGGUUUGUGGUGGAGUUGUUUGUCGAUCAGCCAAAUUCGCUGGAGUGCGGAGUUUGGAGAGCGUGGGACGAUUGA